Molecule: messenger RNA, 606 nt
Organism: Malania oleifera
Lineage: Eukaryota; Viridiplantae; Streptophyta; Magnoliopsida; Santalales; Ximeniaceae
Product: secreted RxLR effector protein 161-like
Exons: 3
Coding region: 1-606 (201 amino acids)
Source: RefSeq, a predicted model, not a curated record
AUGGGUGCAACUGAUCAUAUGGUUAGUAGUGUUCAUCUUUUAACUUCCAUUACUUCUUCUGUAAAAGCUUCUGUUAAUUUGCCCAAUGGAACUUCUGUUUUUGUGACUCACAUUGCCUAUCAUUCUUUUAUAUUGAAUGUCUCUGUUCAUACUGAACCACAAUAUUAUCAUCAAGUUGUUAAAUAUGCUGAAUGGCGCGAUGCCAUGGCCAAGGAAAUACGUGCACUUGAGGAAAACCAGACCUGGUCACUUACUUCGUUUCCUCUUAGUUACAAACCCAUUGGCUGCAAACUGGACAUUGCCUUCUCUGUCCAAACUCUUGCUCAAUUCAUGGAUACCCCACGGUUACCUCAUCUUCAUACUACUCAUCGUGUGUUUCGUUAUCUUAAAUCUUCUCCUUGCCAAGGUCUCUUCUUUCCUGCUCAUUCAUCCCUCAAACUUACUGGUUUCACUGAUUCAGAAUGGUCUAGUUGUCCUGAUUCUCGUCGAUCAGUUAUUAGAUUUUGUAUUUUCCUUGGUAAUUCCCUCGUCUCAUGGGAAUCUAAGAAGCAAACUACUAUCUCUAAGCUGAAUACAGCGCUAUGGCAACUACUGCUUGUGAAUUAA